Molecule: messenger RNA, 1449 nt
Organism: Aspergillus niger
Lineage: Eukaryota; Fungi; Ascomycota; Eurotiomycetes; Eurotiales; Aspergillaceae
Exons: 2
Coding region: 1-1449 (482 amino acids)
Biological process (GO): intracellular iron ion homeostasis
Source: RefSeq, a predicted model, not a curated record
AUGCCCUCCAAGCAGCAGCGGGUGCCUUCGAAGCUCAAGGCCACCCCCAAGGAUGAGCUUCACGAUUUACUUUGCGUGGGUUUCGGUCCUGCCUCUUUGGCGAUCGCAAUUGCCUUGCACGAUGCUCUGGACCCUUGUCUGAACAAGUCGGCACCUGCGCCUGGAUCGCAGCCCAAGGUCUGCUUUGUCGAGCGUCAGAAGCAGUUUGCUUGGCAUUCGGGCAUGUUGGUCCCCGGUUCAAGGAUGCAGAUCUCCUUCAUCAAGGAUUUGGCGACUCUCCGGGAUCCUCGCAGCAGCUUCACCUUCCUCAACUAUUUGCACCAGAAGGAUCGUUUGAUCCAUUUCACAAACCUGGGAACAUUCCUUCCGGCUCGCUUGGAGUUCGAGGACUAUAUGCGGUGGUGUGCGCAACAAUUCUCUGAUGUCGUGUCUUAUGGAGAGGAAGUGGUCGAUGUGAUGCCCGGAAAGACGGAUCCUACCAGCUCGGUGGUCGACUUCUUCACCGUCCGCUCCCGCAACGUUGAGACGGGUGAGAUUACUGCGAGAAGAGCGCGCAAGGUGGUGACUGCACUCGGUGGCUCUGCGAAGAUGCCCCCAGGCCUGCCCCAGGACCCCCGCAUUAUGCACUCGUCGAAGUACUGCACCAAUCUGCCUCACCUGCUGAAGAACCCGAACGAACCCUACAACAUCGCCGUGCUUGGAAGUGGCCAGAGUGCUGCUGAGAUCUUCCACGACCUGCAAAAGAGAUACCCCAACUCAAAGACGACACUGAUCAUGAGAGAUUCGGCUAUGCGGCCUAGUGAUGACUCUCCUUUUGUUAACGAGGUCUUCAACCCCGAACGUGUCGACAAAUUCUAUAACCUCUCUGCCGAAGAGCGCCAACGUUCCCUCAAGGCUGACAAGGCCACCAACUACAGUGUGGUCCGUCUUGAACUCAUUGAGGAGAUUUACCACGACAUGUACGUCCAGCGGGUCAAGAACCCCGACGAGAAGCAAUGGCAGCACCGCAUCCUCCCCGGACGCAAGAUCACGCGAGUCGAACACCAUGGACCUCAGAGUCGGAUGCGGAUUCACGUGAGGGCGACCAAGGAUGGAUCGGACAGCCUUGUCGGCGACGGCAAGGAGAUAUUGGAGGUGGAUGCACUCAUGGUGGCGACCGGCUACUACCGCAACGCACAUGAACAGCUCUUGAGCAACGUGCAGCAUCUGCGACCGGCAGGCCAGGAGGAAUGGAAGCCGAGUCGGGAUUACCGGGUCGAAAUGGAUGCCAGCAAGGUCAGCCCCUAUGCUGGAAUCUGGCUGCAGGGCUGUAACGAGAAGACACACGGGCUAAGCGACAGUCUUCUGUCGGUGCUGGCAGCACGCGGUGGAGAGAUGGUGGAGUCGAUCUUUGGCGAGCAGCUUGCGGGUGCAACGGUGCCGGUCACGAAGUUGCGCGCUAUGCUGUAA